Messenger RNA from Sitodiplosis mosellana (orange wheat blossom midge), 2623 nucleotides. Its product is annotated as L-aminoadipate-semialdehyde dehydrogenase-phosphopantetheinyl transferase. The transcript has a single exon. Bases 243 to 1142 code for a protein of 299 amino acids. Gene Ontology annotation, molecular function: holo-[acyl-carrier-protein] synthase activity; magnesium ion binding. The record is from RefSeq and is a predicted model, not a curated record. Lineage: Eukaryota; Metazoa; Arthropoda; Insecta; Diptera; Cecidomyiidae. Gene Ontology annotation, cellular component: cytosol.
AAUUGUCGAAUAAGUUAUGUGAGUGUUAUUGCUCAUCAGUUCAUCACAUCUUAUUGUUGUGUCUGUUUUUGUUUUGGACGAAAAAACUGUUGAUCUUGUUUACUGUAUCUCUCGUGUCAAUCGAAUUCAACAUAAAACUAGUCGAAAACAAAAAUCUAACCAAUUUGUACUGAUUCACGAAGUAAAUCGGUUGAAAAAAAAGUGUACGACGAAAAAAGUCAAAAGAGGGUGAUUCAUUCAGAAUGUCGAUAAAAAAUGGGAAUGUACGUUGGGCAUUUGAUUUACGAUCCUGGCGAUGUACGUUAAAUGAUUUGGAAUUGGCUACGGCAUGCAUUCAACCGGAAGAAAAGGAUCGUUUGGCAAAAUUCCACUUUCUUGACGACUUUAAAGCAUCACUCGUUGGUCGAUUGUUGAUGCGGCAAUUUAUUAAAGUCUGUUUACCUGAAUUGGAUUAUAAUGCAAUACGCUUCGAACGUGAUUCACGUGGCAAACCAUUUUUCCGCCCAAAUGCAACCGAUCAAAUAGCUGCUCACAUUGACUUUAAUGUGUCGCAUCACGAGCGAUACGCCGUGUUGGCCGGAUCGUUUACAAAGAAUUUCAAUGAAAACAAUCGGCAACUUGUUGGGGUUGAUGUCAUGAAAAUGGAAUACAGUGGUGGUAAGCCGUUAAGCGAGUUCUUUCGCCUAAUGCACAGCACAUUUACACCGAACGAAUGGCAAUUCAUAAAGGCACGUAGCGGCGAACAAAAGCAGACGGACGCUUUUAUGCGACAUUGGUGCUUGAAAGAGAGUUAUGUGAAAAACAUUGGCGUUGGCAUAACGAUCGAUUUGCAAAGCAUUGACUUCCGACUGAGCACCGUAGACUUGUCCGCAACAGAUAUUGUUCGAAACAGUGUGGUUUCGUUCGAAGGAGCACCACAAAACCAUUGGGUAUUUGAGGAAUCGUUGCUUGACAACGAUCACUGUGUCGCUGUUGCUGUGAAAAAUCCAUCGACCGAAUAUACGACCGAAUUGUCACAAAACGAAUUACUAUUCGAAAUGAUUGAUUUCGAAAGGCUUAUGAAAGACGCAAAACCGUUGAUUGCCGUCGAUUCGGAAUAUAGUCGAAAAGUACUUGGAAAACAGUUGAAGAAAACUUUGUGACACGAUUCCUUCGGAUAGCACACAUUCAAAUGGGGAAAUUAUGUUAAAAUUUGUUAAUUUUUUUUUCUUUCUGGUUCGCUCUUGUUUUAUUGAAUAAAAUCACAAGGAAAUUGGUAAUGGGAAAAUAAAGUACUGCUAUUUGAUAUAAAAAUCAAACUUUUCUCGUUUUCAUUUUUUGUUUGUCAACUAUAGAUCUAUCCAUCAUAUAUGGAUUGUUGUCGACGAUUUAUCUGGCUUAAAACGUCCUCAUUUUCCAUCGUCACGAACCGAUUUCGGUGCCAGGCAACGCAAGUCCCCGAAAAAAAAGAAUAUAACCAAGUACAUGAAAUGGGGUUACCAAAGUGUUUCGCAAUUUAUUCGAAUUUAUCGGAAAGGGGUGAAUAUAUGCGGCGAAACGGUAAACAUAAUAAUAAUAAAUUACAAAAACGAAAUGAGCCAGAAACAGAAAAUACACGUCGAUCGACAAAAGUACUUUCAUUGUUGUCGUUUUUUUUCCUUCUAUAUGCCAAUGUGUGUUAUUCUGUUGUUAUUUUUUUUUCUGUGCGGUACCUUUUCAUCAAUGUUUGCCCGGCUCUUCACUUUUAUUAUUUUCAUUUCGAUAUAUAUUUGUUUCCCUUUAAACAUACAAAAGCGAUCAGCACGGUGUAGUUGUCUGCAAUUUCUAACUCUGUCGGUUUUUUUUUCUAGCGAAAUGGGUGAGGCAUACAAGCUUCGCCUAGUUCAUGUUUAUUAGAGCCGAAGGAUUUCGGGGAAAAAGAGCCGAAAAUUUGCAACUAUGUGCCAAUGGCAAUCCCAAAAAUGUGAAAAAAAAACAUUUUUAGAAAAUUAACCGUCUGAGCGCAAAUAAAGCAGUUAAAGCAAAAGAGCAAAAAGAGAGAAUGAGAGAGACACGUCGAACUGAAGAGAUCAUCCCCUAAACUCAAGUCUAAUUGCAAUAUCGUGCACCCUUCGUGCAUUUAUCAUUCGCAGCGCGAAUGGUGCACGGAGAGACGAGAGACGAGCACCGCCGCAAAAAUAAGGCAAACGCAUUUAUUUUAAUUUUUUAUUUGGUCGAUAGCAAGCACUCCCAUUGUCGACGAAAAACACACCAGAGCAAAGUACCAAAGUAUUUAUGUUUUAUUUAUAUUUAUGUCGAUUUUUUGUGUAUCAAUUGUUCGUUUCGGUGAAUUGAAUUGAAUAAACGGGGCCAGACGAUAGAUUCGGUGUUUUCGGGCGUGUGUGCGUGCGCGCGCGGUCUUGCCAACAAACGAACGAACUCACCUCACAAAAUCAUGACAUAAGAUCAAACAAUAUAAUUGACACAUAUAAAAUUGUAAUAAAAAAAAACAUUUAUCGCAUAUAGCUGUGCAGUAAAUGCCAUUUUCGGUGUUGUUACCUAUCAGAUCAAAAUGAAUUGCACCGCUUCGAAAAGCCAUUUUGCAUUUACCGCACGCAUUAAAUCAUUAAAGUCGCGUUUUUUCCAAAAAAAAAAAAAACAAAAA